Molecule: messenger RNA, 1581 nt
Organism: Triticum aestivum (bread wheat)
Lineage: Eukaryota; Viridiplantae; Streptophyta; Magnoliopsida; Poales; Poaceae
Exons: 6
Coding region: 261-1343 (360 amino acids)
Biological process (GO): CAAX-box protein processing
Cellular component (GO): membrane
Molecular function (GO): metalloendopeptidase activity
Source: RefSeq, a predicted model, not a curated record
AAAUCAAAUACUAGUAUAUCCGGCGGCCCGAUCGUGGAGCGUGCGUCCACCACCGCCGCCAUUAAAAAAACUUCGUUCGUUCACCUCCACUGCCCACCAGCUCCCCUCAGAUUUACUUUGCUUGCAGCUAGCCGGCUGGGUGGCCGGGGAAGAUCGUAUCUUGGAGGUUGAAGCGAGCAAGAACGGAGAGGAGGGGAGGGGAGGGAGGGCGCCGGCGACCGGAGCUUGCUAGCUAGCUACUGUAGGUGGGUGGGUGGUUAAUGGAGCUGGCGGCGCCAUGUAGCUUCAGCUGCUCGUCAUACGCCCACUGCUCCAUCGGCUUCACGCCGGCGCGGGUCCUCCGCGCCGGCGCCGGCACCUGGAGGCUCCGUGCCGGGGCGCACCAGGGCGGCGGGGACGGCGUCGAGCCGGCCGGGCGCCUCGCCGCGGACGGGCCUCCCGUGGUCGACGUGCCGGCGGUCGUCGCGGGCGCGGAGGGGUUCGGAGGGGCCCGGGACGCGGAGCUGGCCAUGUGGGAGAAGCUGGGCGCCGUGGUGCGGCUGAGCUACGGCAUCGGCAUCUACGCGGGCAUGGCGCUGGCGGGGCGGGCGAUCUGCGACAUGGCCGGCAUCGACUCCUCCGGCGGGUUCCACCCGUCGCUGACGGCGCUGGUGGAGGGGCUCGGCUACGCGUCGCCGCCCAUCAUGGCGCUGCUCUUCAUCCUGGACGACGAGGUGGUCAAGUACUCGCCGCACGCCCGCGCCAUCCGCGACGUGGAGGACGAGGAGCUCCGCACCUUCUUCGCCGGCAUGUCCCCCUGGCAGUUCAUCCUCGUCGUCGCCGCCAGCUCCGUCGGCGAGGAGCUCUUCUACCGCGCCGCCGUCCAGGGAGCAUUGGCCGAUAUAUUCCUGAGAGGCACGGAGCUGAUGAAAGAUGCCCGGGGGAUUGUGUCCCUGAGUGGAAUGGUGCCUCCAUUUGUCCCGUUCGCGCAAACCUUCGCCGCCGCCAUCACCGCCGCCCUCACGGGUUCCCUCUACUACAUCGCGACCGCCCCCAAAGACCCUACCUAUGUGGUGACACCGGUUAUGCGCUCGCACGCCGGGCGACAGAAUAUGAAGAAACUGUUUUCAGCUUGGUACGAAAGGAGGCAGAUGAGGAAGAUAUACUCACCUCUUCUAGAAGGCAUCCUGGCUUUCUACCUCGGCUUCGAAUGGAUCCAGACGGGCAACAUCCUGGCACCGAUGAUCACCCACGGCAUAUACUCCGCGGUGGUCCUUGGCCACGGGCUGUGGAAAAUCCAAGACCACAGGAGAAGGUUGCGACAAAGGGUCCAGGAAAUUAGACGAGGCUCAGAGAGACUCUAGCUAGUCACCAAUAUCUAGCUAGGCAGCUAGGGACCAAGUUUUGAUACAGCUGUUAGUCUACGAUACAGAUAGAGAGGAGACUCUAGUGGUACAAGACAAGAUGUACAUAUGCAGGCAGGAUGGCAGCACGCCAAUAUACAGUGUAUACGUAGUAUUUAUACGUGUGUUAGUGUGUACUUAACUGUAUCAUGUUCAUGUAGUAUGUAUAUGAGGCCGAUAUAUCAGAUAACCUUUUUUC